AUGGCGGAUUCUACUAGAGAGAGAAAAAAGUCGAAAAAACCAUCAAGUCAGUUAUUUUUAUUUAUACUUUAUCGCCGAAAAGGGAGAAAUUUAUUAUUAUUUCUUACCAAUUUAUUUCUUUAGACACUAACUUCAAACAGCAAAGACUGAAAGCUUGGCAACCGAUUCUGACAGCAUCUACGGCACUGCCUUUGUUUUUCACAAUCGGAGUGGUGUUUAUACCUAUUGGAGCAGUUCUUUUAGUAGCAUCCGAUAAAGUAAGUGUGGUUCAUUAUUUAAGGGUUAUUUCCCUAAUAGAGCUGUAUUAAAAGGUUGCAAAACUUAAAUUAUCUUGUAGCUUAUGGUGCUCGGAGUACAAAAUAUAUUUGUGUGUUGAAACCAUAUAAUUUGCAGCUUGGCUAAUUGAUUUGAGCUUUCAUUUUGGAGAUAAAGCUUUGGGCCCAUUUCUACUUCCACACCUUCAAAAUAAACUUUGAUGUCGAUACUUCUUUAAUUUUUCCUUAAGAAACUGUGUUGGUUCAUCACCUCUCUUCAACCUGCGACAUAGUGUUGUCAGAAAAGAACGAAAGAUGGCCAACGCCAUGAUCCUAAUGAAAGAUUUAAGUUUCUCAAUGACUGUAUGAUCAGUUGUUGUCGUUGUUUUGAAGACUAUCAGUUUCAUUGUGGAAGCAAAUCUAAUGAAUUCAUCCAAGAAUUCUGCAGAUUAAGAAUUGUGAUAGGAUGGAGAUCAUUUCUGUUAAUUUACUUAUUGAGAAAAUUGAUCUCACAUCAUAUGCGCUGAAACAAUCUUGACACAACAGAGCCAAAAGAAUGGAAGCAUUAGUAAUACUUUGGUUAUAAUAAUAACUGAUUGAUAAUGUAAAUUGGCCACCAUCAAGAGUUUCAGGUGUUAGUCCUUCCUCAGAGCAAUGUUAGCCCUUCACCUGAGGGCUAAUGCUCAAAACGUCAACUUUGAAACUCUUAAUGGCCAAUUUACAUUAUCAACUCAGCUGAUGAUACAAAAUUACUCUGUUAUACUCUCCCACCGAUGCAGAACCACAGUUUCUUUGGAAACUUACCCCCUUUACAUGAUUAUAAUAGUUCGAUUUUGUUGGGCUGUAAUUUUUUUAUGCUGGAAUGUAGUGUUUGCAGUGACAUUUAUUCUUUUGUAAUUUAAGAAACAUACCAUAGAUAUGAAUAAUCAUUUUGCGAUAAGGGAGUCCUGAGGUAAAUUGGAGCACUCUGAUUGAUUUUUACUUGGUCUGUAUUUUGCUAUAUGAACAGUUUUCACAGAAAUGCUCAUAAGCUGUGUACAUUUCGUCACAAAAGCUAGUAAAUUCAACUAAACAAGUUUGGUCCAAGUGCCACAUAGUAAACUACUUACUAACUUCAUAUGCUCAAGCUGUACUGGGGAGUGUUGGCCCUCAUUCUUUUUAAAACACGCUAGGUCCUUACUGCCACAACCUGAAGCCAAUAUUCCCCAGUACAACUGUAGUGUUUGAUUAACUAUUUAAUUCCCAUGAGUGAAUGAGACAGAAUUUUUCCUUACAAUAUCAAAGCAAUACCAAGCUGCUGAAGGGAAAGGGCAGGGCCUGAAGGGAAAGGGAGGGCCUUGCUGAAGGGAAAGAAGAGGGAAAACAUUAAUAAGGGGAUUAUUAGUUUCUCUAAUACCAAAUUCUUUUCACUAACAUUGUAAGAAUUGUACAGCGUAUAGUAAGGAGAAUUACUUAAAAGAUCUUGGGAGUGAAGGGGUGAGAAGUUAUUAUCUCUUAAGAAUGGGAUGAUCAUGUGAAUAAUGCUCAAAGGAUUUUACAUAAUAGGUGCAAGAGAAGACUGUGGAUUAUACAUAUUGUAAAGCUUCAAGUGGUAAAGGAUGUGACAAGUUCUUUGAAAAUGUCACAAACACUGGCAAGACCUGUGUCUGUAAAGUGAAGUUUAAUCUGUCCCAGGAAUUCAAAGGGGAUGUGUUUAUGUACUAUGGGCUUUCCAACUUUUAUCAGGUUUGUUAUAUCUCUCAUGUGAAUGGCAAUUAUAUUUUAUAGUGCAAUUAAUUCAACUAGAAUCACCCAAUAUUUUCAGCCAAUCAAAACAUUCAGAACUUCAAAGCAGAAGAUUUAUAGUCAGGGAAUUUUUAGACCAAUCACAGAAGAGGCAAAAUAAACUGUGAUCAUCCAGUAAUACAAAAUAAAAUGUCUCUCAUUCACUGAGUCAUUUAUCUGAAAAGCCUUGAUCCAAGUGUUUCAAAUAUCCCAUUCCUCUCUUAUAGCCAAAGAGUUUGAUUAAGAGAUGAAUUUCAAAACUGAAUUUACUGGAUCAAACACUCGAAUAACUGCUACAGAUGGAGGCAAAAUUACUAGUGAACACCCCCUAUUGAUAAUUGUCUUAUGUAAUCAGAAGAAUGCAGUGUUUAUGCAAGCUGUCUAGAGAAAAGGCAGUUUGGGAAUCUUUGUCAUCAUUAUUUAUUUCAAAAGCUAGGCAAUUAUGGUUUUCUUGGAGACACUAGAACCUAAAACAUGUUUUUGUUUUACUUAAUUCAUCCAAACAAUGUUUGUCUUGGUCUUGGAAGGAGGAGGUGGAUCUUAAAUUUUUUAAAUCUGCAAAGCUUAGUUCUGCUUUUUUUUACUGAUGUAGAAUCAUCGUCGCUAUGUCAGAUCAAGAGAUGACCUUCAGCUCCACGGAGACCUAGAUCAUAAAGUAUCAUCUGACUGUGAUCCUUUUGCAGAAGUCAAUGGUUCUGCCAUUGCACCGUGUGGAGCCAUUGCUAAUAGUCUGUUCAAUGGUAGGUGUUAUUUACCUGAUAAUGAUUUUUUUAUUGUGCAGCUGUAACCAGACCAAACAUACAGUAUUACUGUCUGUCAGGAGGCUUAUUAGUAGGAACUGGAGUGAAUUGGCUCAGUAAGUUUGUGUUUUGUUCUGUCUGUCCAUCUGUCUGUCUGGUUCUUGGUUUCUUUGUGAUUCAGUAUGUCUGUCUUUCUUCUGUCCAUCUGUCCAUGUAAGUGUCUGUCUGAGUAUUUGUCUGCCAGUAGUCCUGUUAUAUGGUUCAUACAUGGUUACUGAAUUAGAACCCUCCUUUAAUUUACACUGUAACUUGUACUGUUACAUUUGUUUAUGAUUCAUGUAAUGUUGCUUGGUGUUUUGUGAAGUCAGAUUGUAAGGAAGUGUUAAUCAUUACAGACAUAUGUAACAGAGUUUACCAAAAGCUGUAUGUUGUUGUUGGGUACAAGUAUAGCUCACGUUCAUAUAUUAAACAAUAGCCUCUAUUUAGUGUGAAAAUAUGUAUGGAUAUUUGUCCAGGGAUGUUAUUUGCACCAAGGAGCAAACAGUUCUCCAAGAACAAAGCUAGAGGAAAACUGUGCGCUUCAAGGAACAGAUAAUGUCCACAGGCAAUAUCUGUACAUAUUUUUGCACCAAAAUAGAGGCUAUUGUGUUUAUUGUCCUUCAAAUAUUUUGCAUGAAAAAAUGUUUACAAACAGCUUACUGUAUGCAGGGCAGGAUGUUUUCUUUUGAGUGUUCUCUGGUGCAACUUAAUGAACAAAAUUCUUCAGUAGCAAUCACAAAACCCUCUCUCAUCCUAAAUUAAAGAUGAAUCGUAAGAUUUAAGAUUAUCAUAAGAUUUGAAAAUUGGGGAAUAUCACUCGGAUGAUAUUCUUGGAUAUCACCCAGUUUUAGCUGGGGAAUAUUUGGUGGGAUAUUUGAUGUAUUGUAAUUGCUAUUAGCAUUAUAUUUCAUUCUGACAUAUUCUUCUUCUUCUCCUUUCAGAUUCUUUUAAACUGACAUACCUCAAGAGCGAAAACCAGCAGAUUAGGGUUAGUUUGUCUAAUAAAGAUAUAGCCUGGAAAUCUGACCGAGAAGUUAAAUUCAAAAAUCCAUCUGGGAACCUUAAGGAGGCUUUCAAAGGUUAUGCCAAACCACCCAACUGGCCUAGACCUGUAUAUGAAUUAGACACGAACAACACUGACAACAAUGGCUUCCAGAAUGAGGAUUUCAUUGUCUGGAUGAGGACAGCAGCGUUUUCAACUUUCCGCAAGCUCUACCGCAAAAUUGUCCACUCUGGAGAGUUUAAGAAUGGUCUGCCAAAAGGCGAAUACCAGCUUGACAUCAUGUACAGUAUCCUUUAUUACAGUUGCAUUAGAACUUCACAGGGGAUGAAUUUUCUCCAUGCAAAGACAGCUAUGUUUUGUGUGUCACCACACGUGGUAUGGUGUCAACUAAGUAAUUUAUAGAGGAACAAAGUUUUACUACUUUUGAAAGUGGGGCCAUGUGGAAAUGUUUAGUUGACACAAUGCGCUACACAUAAAAAUUAUUGACCUUUGAACUCUUAUGUAUAUAAUUUACUUUUGGGUCUUGUACCUUCAUUCUAUUAAAGUUUUUUUCUCCAGAAUUUUUUUUUUCCAUAGCCAAUCAAGGUGUUUUUUUUUUUCAUAGUUGCUUGCUCAAGAGUAAUCCUUGUCUUUCUCCUUGUCCUUAGUCAGAGGGCACACUAAGCAUUCUUAAGGUUUUUUUUUUGCACUUUUUUUUAUCUUUGUAGCUGUUUUCUUUCUCUCAUACACUACAAGAGUUGUUUUAUAUGUUCGCAUUUUUAUGUAAUUAUCAAUGCAUUUACUCUUUCAACUGGACCAAUAUUAAUAACAUUAUAACUGAAGUGGCUACCCUGUCUAAACAUCUUCAAGUAUUAUUAUUAUUUUUUUAUUAUAAUUGUUAAAGAGUAGUGGUCAAUUGACUACCAGUAUUAACAGUUCCAUUCUGUUUUAGAAGACUUUACAUUUGUUAUUUUUAGCGCUUGGUUUUCCUUUGAUCAUGCAAUUUCUUUUCAAAUUACUUCUUUGACUUGAGAACAAUGCACACAGAUUUUCCUGUGACUUCAUUUGAUGGCGAGAAGAGAGUGAUUUUAAGCACAACAUCAUGGAUAGGUGGGAAGAAUCCUUUCCUUGGAAUUGCCUACAUCACUGUAGGAAUUCUCUGCCUAGUUUUGGGAGCAUCCUUCUUGAUCAUUCAUCUCAAGUUUGGGAAAAGGUAA
This is a messenger RNA of Pocillopora meandrina, 4996 nucleotides long. The record is from the annotation of a GenBank genome assembly. NCBI's taxonomy places the organism in Eukaryota, Metazoa, Cnidaria, Anthozoa, Scleractinia, Pocilloporidae.